AAUAAAAUUGAUUCGUUAAACCAGAUAUACUAACAUAAAAAUAUCAAACAAGUGUUGCUUUUGAAUAAAUUGUUUAAGUAAAUUGAAAAUGCCACAAACUCAAGCAAAAAAACGUAAUAGUGAUAGAGAUUCCUCGGUUAUAUCGCAAUGCGAGGAUAGCAACAGCAGCAUUGCAGCAGGUACAAAUGCAGGAGUAAAUCUAAGUAAUGGCAGCAGUAGUUCGGGAAAAUCCAGAAAAAGAAAACGCUGCAGUGAUGUCCGUUUUAGUGAUUUGGAAUCUGAAUUUGAAGAUUGUGACCUUGAAGAUGCUGCCGCUUUGGAAACUAAACUACGUAAAGUUGCUCGUACCAACUCCCUAACGCACGAUGAAAUGAUGAAAUUACUUCAUAAAUUCGUUAAAAAUGAGCAUAUUUUGGCAUUAGUAACUCUGAAAGCUGAAGAUGAAUUGGCCCGAGAAAAACAAACAAAUGAAGAAACAAGAGCUAUACUAAUAACAGAGAAUCCUUCAGUACCAAAAUUAACACGAGCUAAAGCCCGAGAACUGAAUAAAACACCCAUUUUAAAAUUGCCCUCAAUUAAUCAGGAAGAUCCAGAAAUAGCAUCCUUAAUCAAAGAUGAUUUACGCUCCGACGAUGAGGAUGAAGAAUAUGUGUUCCAAGAAGAAGAUUUUUCCGACGAUGACCCCAACACUACCGCCUCGGAUUUAGAAUCAAAUCCGCGUACCCCACAAACACCAGCUAGCCAAUUUGAAGAUUCACCGGUUAAACUUUCAGAUGAUGGUUGUUUUAAGGUACCCUUGAGUAAGAAAGCUCAAGAAUUAUCCGAAGAAUUGCGCAUAGCCACUAGAACAAGAUCAAAGUUAUGUCUGCAACAGACUACUAUAGAAGAUUUGCAGUCGGAAUUUGUACCACCCGAUUUAGAUGAUCCGUUAGAAACUGCAGAUAUGCAGCCCUUGGAUGAAGAUUGGAUGCAGUUUUUAAAUGACUUUACAAAACCAUUAAACGCCACUUUAGUAGGAGACGAUGACGAUCCCAUUAAUGAUCCAGAAUAUGUGGCGGCAGAAAAAGUGACAGUUGAUGCAGAGGAACUAAGAGAUGUUAAUAUUUCGAAAAAAGAACUGUCUGAACUAGUUGCCGAACUUUAUGAUGGUUUAAUGACUGAAGGCUUAUCCAUGGAGAGUAUAGAUUUGGAGACACCACGUAAAUUUCUAUUAAGCUAUCAAGAAGACAGACUUAAUACGCCUAGUAACUCACCCGAAAGAUUAGAAGAUAAUUUAGAUGUAUCACGACAAUUGGAAUUUGAAAAUGGUCAACAAGCUACAAAACACAUUCAGGAAACACAAACUGUAACUAACGCCAUAAACUCAACAAAUAAUUUAGAUAGCCAACAGGAUUCAGAAAGACAAACUGCAUCUAAUGUAAUAACCUCAACAAGUAGUCAACAGGACUACACAUUUCGGCCAGAUAUCAUGUCUACACCUUCUACACAAAAUAAACAACUUAAUAAUGAAUACAAUAACCUAAACUCUGAUAAUAUGGCCCUAAUACCCAUAGGACAAUCAGAUAACAAUAAAAAUAUUAUAAUAGCUUCAAGCAACAUAAAUACUCAACUAGACUUAAUAGCUGUACCCAUACCAGGGCAACCAAAUUGUUUUCAGUUGGCCAAAGUAGUAAAUGGGAAUGCUGAAAAUAAUCAAUCCGCUAUACAAACAACUGAAAAUGCCACCUCGUCGAAAAGUUUACGUGACAGUAAACCAUACGAAAUAAACUACUCUCGAGAAUAUGUGUCUGUACGUCGUCAUAUUAUCGCCGAAUAUAUAGAUAAAUUUAAAAGUUUACAACAUGCCCAAGAUAACAAAAUAUCUAGCACUACAACAGAUACUACAGUUGCUAUUCCACCAAAUACUAAUACAGGUUUCACUCAAUAUCAAUAUGAUUUAAUGCAACAGCAGCUGAGAAUACAUAUACAACAGUUAACACAAAACUAUGUGCAAACCUAUUGCCAUCCGGAAUUGUGGAAAUUGGCCCCCAAACCCAAAGAACUCUUACUGGAUUUACAGGAGAAAGCUAAAACGAAUGUCAACCUACAAGUGUGGAAUUUAGAACCCGCCAUAGAACUCAUACAAAACUGGCAAAAAGAAUUAGAUCAGGAUACACCAGAAAAUACCGAAUUAAUGAACUUUUUGCAUCAUGAGCACGAUGUUGUCACCCAUCAAAUCCGCAAAAUACCUCGUUUUCAUCCACGCAUAAUAGAUUGUUAUCUUAACUCGCCCGUCUUCAUGUAUCCUCAGUAUUUACCCAGAAUGCCUUUUUCAUCUAAACCAUCAGUACCUAUUUUCUCGCCAGUGGAAUCUUAUCUAGUUGCCAUGGGUUUAGAAAAGCAUUUACGGCUUAUUUAUGAGAAAAAGGAAAAAAUAUCUUUCAAGACGACACCUUUGAGAGUGGCCUGUAAAAGAUUGGCUAAGGAUACGGUGUGUGGUAAACGCCCAAGACGGAUUUGGGGUCAUAUAUUGCACUUACAAAAUGUUGAUUACUAUAAUCCAAUUAAGUACUUUUUUGAACAUAAUAGAGCUCCACCGGUAGAUCACGAUCCUAUUUGGACUUAUGAAAAUAAUGUUGUAUUGCCUCCCAAGGAUCGUAUACCAGAAUUGCCAUUAGUUUUUCAAACAUAUUUACAAAAGAAAAACGAACCUCCCAAACCAAAGCCUUGUGAAAAUAAAAAAUCACGCAAAAGGUCCUCCACAGUUAAGGUGUCAGACGCAUUUAGGAAUUCUUACUUGGAGUUUGUGCAAGAGGCUGUUGGUCAAGAUCUGCAUAUGCCCAUUUAUGACCCAGUUGAGUCAAGUGAUACGCCACUAUCAGAUGCCGAUUCUAAUACUGUUAUUGGUGAGAAACGUAAAAAGUUAUCAAAUCCCAAGCCAGCGGCAAAAAGAAGACUGCCACAAUCACUGACCAUAAAUGUGAAUUAUGUUUAUGGUAAUGGUUUAGAUAUCUCCACAACAUCAGUAAACUCAUCUUUGCCAGCAUUACCUGCACCUUCAUAUACAAUUGAGCCUCCUCAACAUACUCCCAUUAGAGAUAAUUCAACAUCAAACUUCUUGAAUUCAACAGAAGCUGAAGAAACAAACAUUACUAAUCUUAACACUAGUAACAGCAGCCUACCAGAUUCUACUAUAAAUAGUACAGUCGAUGUGACACAAAACAAUUUGAAUAAUACAGCAGCAAAUCCCGAGUGUCCCAUUAUUACAUACAAUUUCGAUUGGAGAACAAAAACUUUACAGCCAGCCUUUGAUUCUACUAUAAAUGAAUCUGAGCCAGUGGUCUUUGAUGAUUCCUCUCAUCUACCAGUUAUAAUUAAUAGUUCAAAUUCGCCUCAUAAAUUGAAGGAUGAAGUUUCUUAUCGCUUGCAGAAAAAACAAAAAAUAAUCAAGAAAUUAAGAAGAACAUCUAAAAAAGUUGGGGGCACCAUUAAACUACACAAAAAUAUCAAACAAAAGUCUUCGGCUUAUCGUGAGAAACGCAAUUUACAACGACGUUGUGAGGAAUUAAUAACAACGUACUCUUUGCAUUUAGAUAAACUACUAUUGAAAUAUAAAGACUAUCCUUUAAUACAAAAUUAUUAUCGUCGUUUUAAGGCUUUGGAAUUAUACACUAACCUCUUAAAAAAAUUAAAGUCUAUUUGUGCUAAGAAUUGUAGCGCUAUGUCAAACUCCACGAAUAACAGUCCCUCCAAUUUGAAACGUACACGUAGCAGCAACUCGAAUACAGAAGAUGAUAAUAGUCCAUCGUCGGCAAGGCAAGUGCGAAAAUUAAAUCGUCAAGAGGAAAAUUUUAGACACAUGCUGUUGCCCGAUACGCCAGAGGAGGUAAAUCGUAAAGAUGCUAUUUAUGCUUUUAAUUUCUAUGAAAAGGUGGAAGAAGCUUUUAAGGCUUCUAACAAACCUGAAGACUGUAAAAAAUUCAAUGCCAUACUGAAAUCAUUUGAUCCCAAAAAGGACAAAGUAUCAGAUUUAUAUUAUAAAUUAGAAAAACUCUUUCUGCCCGAUCAUCCCGAGCUGGCUCAAGUGUUUCUCACUUUUCUCCUGCCUUCCGAAGCAGCUGAAAUUGGGAAAUUUUUUGAGCACUUCAUGAUCAACAACAUGACCACCUUUAUAAAUAAAUUAAAUAUUUAUUUCAACAAACAGCCGGCUCAAAUACGUAAAAUCUAUAAUAGUUUAAAUGAUUUGGCGGAAGAUCCUGAUGUUAACAUGAAAAAAGUAGAAACAAAAAUCAUACCACUAUUAAAGGGAAAUCAAUUUUUGAUCGAUUGGUUUAUGCAACAAUUUCCUCAAAACACACCGCCCGAAAGAUUGUUUACCAACUCGGAACAUAUAAAUCUUAAGGAUCAGCAAACUAAUCGUACUGGAGAAUAUGUGGAGACUGUAACUGAUUUAAUGGAUUCGCCCACAAAUGAUGCCCAGCAACAACAAAGUUGUCAGUUGAGGUACAUAAAUGGCCGCAUGUUCUAUGGUUCCAAAAUGUUAUUACCCGCCAAAUUGUCUUUUAUGGCGGCAACUUACAAAGACAAACCUCAGUCUAACGAUGCUUCAACUUCAGUAAACGCCUGUGUGCAUGGCAUUAGAGAACAUGGCGAAAAACGUCUACAGGCUGCCGCAGAUCUAACAUCAACACACACAAAUAUCACAGAGGUGCCUUCAAGUGAUGACCAAGACAAAUCAGAAGAGGAAGAUGUCUCAAAGGCUUUAGUUAUUGACACAGGCGAUGAAGAGGACAGUUGUUCUUCGGUGGAAUUGUGUGAUGAGGCCACCCUAAGGUCUCAUGCCACCAGACUAAAUCCUACUGUUUAUAGUUCCACCUGUUAUGCCACAGCCAAUGCCACUAGUACACCCAAUUUGAUUAACAAUUUUCAAGCUCAUCAUCCCAAUGCUAAAAAGACUUCUUUGAAUUUCAAUGAAGAAGCCAAAUUAUCGCCACGUAAAAACUCUAUAACAACCGCAACAUCUUCACAAUCGAAUAUAACGUCUCCUUUAGCGGCGGUAAUUUGCAAUUCUCCCAUAAACUCCAAAGACAAAAGAAAAUCUCCUAGUAAAAAAACAAAAUCACCUUUAAACAACAGCAGCAACAAGAACAUAAGAACUAACCAUGCUUCUGCGGUACAGCCCAUGGUAGUUAUACAUGAAACUAAUUCAGCUAUACAGUGUGCUAAACGUUUGAAAUCUCUUAUCGACGGAGAUGGACAACAGGGUGAAAAUAAUGAAGAAGUAAUAGAUUCUAAAGAAAUUAUACAAAUCGUAGCCAGAACUAAGAAUUCGCUCAAGUCUACGCAAAGCUUAACACCAGCUAGUACUACUUCCAUAUGUGAAGAAGUUAAGGAAGAAACCUCCGAAGAUUUAGAAUUUCUGGCCGAAGACUCAGCGCUAAGUCCCAGUCCUUUCCCCUGUCUGCGUAUGGAACCCGAUUCCAAUGAAGAAGAUGCUUAUAAUACAACACCCCCACCGCCACCAUCUCAACCGGCUGCAGCUGCCAGUGAUGAUGACUGUAAAAUUGAUAUAGUAACUUCAUUAACCACCGACGUUAAUGGCUCAGCUGUACCCUCAACUGAUAAAACCACAACAGUUUUACCUUUAAAUGCGGCAUGGACCAGAGAUGAAGAUAAAAUAAUACUCAUCGAAAUGAAACUGGGCUCUCAGAAUCGUCAAGAACUAUAUGAACGUAUAGCCGAAAAACUACAAAAUAGGACAAUGUUUGAAAUAACGUCACGACAUCAAUUUUUAAUGGAUUUUCUGUCGAAAUUACAAGGAAAAUAAUUUCGUGAAAACUUGUUCAUUGUUAAUAGUUUUGUUUUAGAUUAAGGAAUUUCAGAAUUAUCUUAUUUGUGUAUGUAUUUCCUAAAAUAUGAAAUAUACGUUUAUCUCUUUAACAAUAAA
Messenger RNA from Calliphora vicina (urban bluebottle blowfly), 5926 nucleotides. It is a transcript of the gene mute, whose product is annotated as muscle wasted. Gene Ontology annotation, cellular component: nucleus. Gene Ontology annotation, biological process: regulation of DNA-templated transcription. NCBI's taxonomy places the organism in Eukaryota, Metazoa, Arthropoda, Insecta, Diptera, Calliphoridae. The record is from RefSeq and is a predicted model, not a curated record. The coding region runs from base 89 to 5806 and encodes 1905 amino acids. Gene Ontology annotation, molecular function: transcription coregulator activity. The transcript is spliced from 13 exons.